This is a messenger RNA of Fusarium sp. VM40, 375 nucleotides long. Lineage: Eukaryota; Fungi; Ascomycota; Sordariomycetes; Hypocreales; Nectriaceae. The record is from the annotation of a GenBank genome assembly.
AUGUCGUCGGGCAAGGUCAAGGCUGGUGCGCUCUGGAGCAAGAACAAGGAUGAUUUGACGAAGCAGCUCGCUGAGCUCAAGACCGAGCUCGGUCAGCUCCGCAUCCAGAAGGUCACUUCUUCCGGCUCCAAGUCGAACAGAAUCCACGACAUCCGCAAGUCGAUCGCCCGUGUUCUCACCAUCAUCAACGCCAAGCAAAGGGCUCAGCUUCGUCUGUUCUACAAGAACAAGAAGUACGCUCCCCUCGAUCUCCGACCCAAGCAGACCCGUGCCAUCCGCCGCCGAUUAUCGCCCGAUGAGAAGUCCCGCGUCCUUGAGAAGACCAAGAAGCGCACUGUCCACUUCCCUCAGCGCAAGUUCGCCAUCAAGGCUUAA